Drosophila eugracilis is the source of this 1168-nucleotide messenger RNA. RefSeq names its product uracil phosphoribosyltransferase homolog (gene kri). Bases 100 to 876 code for a protein of 258 amino acids. NCBI's taxonomy places the organism in Eukaryota, Metazoa, Arthropoda, Insecta, Diptera, Drosophilidae. The transcript is spliced from 2 exons. The record is from RefSeq and is a predicted model, not a curated record.
UGGUCACACUGAAUCAGGCACGCGUUACAACAACAAAAACGUAGAACUUUUUAAUUUAUUAAUUUAUAUAGCAAGUCAUAGAAACUAGAUAUCUAAAUCAUGUGCACCGGUUCCCCUAGUAGCAAUGGAUCGCAAUCGGAGGAGGGCAGCAGCUCCUCUGAUCAGCAGCCCCAACAGGAUGUCCACGAGCCGGAGCAACAGCUGCGCACUCCCACACAUGCAGUUGUGCCUGCUGCCACAUCGGAUGAAAUCCUGGCCGAAUACGGGAGCAACCUCAAGCUCCUCGAGUGCAAUUCUCAGGUAGCCGAACUGUUGACAAUACUUCGCGACAAAAACACCACCCGCAGCGACUUCAAGUUUUAUGCCGACCGACUGAUCCGCCUGGUCAUCGAGGAGUCUCUCAACCAGCUGCCCUACACGGACUGCAAUGUGGAGACGCCUACAGGAGCUAUUUACGAGGGCCUAAAGUACCGCUCCGGUAACUGCGGUGUGUCCAUCAUCCGAUCCGGGGAGGCCAUGGAGCAGGGACUACGUGACUGCUGUCGCUCCAUUCGCAUAGGCAAAAUAUUGGUCGAGUCUGAUGCCAACACCCAUGAGGCUCGAGUAGUCUAUGCUCGUUUUCCGGAUGACAUAGGCAGCAGGCAGGUCUUGCUGAUGUAUCCCAUCAUGUCAACUGGAAAUACUGUACUGCAGGCUGUGAAUGUGCUGCGGGAGCAUGGAGUUCCCGAGAGCUGUAUCAUCCUGUCCAACCUGUUUUGCACCCCGAUGGCUGCUCGGACCGUGGUGAAUGCCUUUCCCAAGUUGAAGAUUCUCACCUCAGAACUGCAUCCCGUGGCCCCCAACCACUUUGGGCAGAAAUACUUCGGUACAGAUUAAAGAUUUGGGACUGUCAUGCAGACUUGACGACUAAGCGCUGCUUAGGAUAGGUAGAUGUCUCCCAGACAAAUGCCUUUCGGUUUCUCCCAUCUAACGAGUGAUCCUCUCUCUGUUUCGUCCUCCAGAUGGCAUUUGAAAUGACAAACCGGCGACGCCCUGCGGUCUAUCAACCUACUACUUAGGAACUGUUAGCUUUUCACAACUGGCUUUUAAUGCAACUCUCAAAUACGUUACGUUCGUUACGCACUAUUGUAAAUAUAGAAAAGGAAUAAAUAUUUAAAAAUUUUGGCAA